Messenger RNA from Xyrichtys novacula (pearly razorfish), 23843 nucleotides. Lineage: Eukaryota; Metazoa; Chordata; Actinopteri; Labriformes; Labridae. The record is from the annotation of a GenBank genome assembly.
AGGGUAGGCAGAGUGUUUGGAGGCAUUAUUUGUCAUUUAAAGUUGAAACGAACAAAGUGAAGAAAAAGUAGCUGUUUCUGUGGUCUGCAGCAAGUCUGUUAAGUCAUAUAACCUUGAACGAAAGAAAUUAUUGGGUGGCUGACCUUUCUGAGGGUGCACUCACACUAGGCGAUUGGUAUCAUGCCUAAACAUGUUUUCACCUCUAAAGUGCAGCUUGUUUGACUAGAGUGAGUGCUCAAGCACAGUCAGUGCACUUACUUGGCUCUGGCAGAGUUGGAGGAAGUGGACUUUGAUAUAGUAUGGUUGUUUAUGCUCAAGACAUAAUGUGAGAUUGAUGCACCUGGUACUCUUAAUAAGCAUUUUAAACAACGGCAGCAAAGGGUUCAUGCUGGUAUGUUGCAGAGAUUGAGUGUUAACUUAAAAUCUGGACAGAUCUGGACAUUCUGGGUCAUUCAGAGCAUUUACAUGCUGUUAAAAGAAUCAGUGUUUUUGCAUGAGUCUGACUCAAACUGGACCUUUAAAAUACAAGUUAAUACAUCAGUUCAGAUGAAAUCACACUAAACUGAACUUCUAGUAGUCCAGGUAAAAAGCCUAAUCUAAAUCUUACUAUAGCUUAACUUUAGUGCAUAGUGCAUUAAGCUGUCUUCUUGUUGUCUUUCUGUCAUAUACUAAAACAAUUGACAAACAGGUUAGCAAGAAUCUAACUGGUUGCAUGCUGAACAGUAAAAACACAAACAUUUCUUUAGCUCUGUACCUUUUGUAUAUACAAUAUGACAGCUUUGUACACUUCCCCAAUUCUUCUAACGGGCUUUUAUUUACAAGCCGUUCUGUAAUGUGUUUGUGCUGUUAGACUUACGGUUCAAAGCCGCCAACUGAUUAGGCCAGUUAAGAUCUGAGUAAGGUGUACCCAUGCAGGAGCAAAUCGACCCCACCACAGUUUAAGGGAUGUUAGUUUGACUUGGAGAUAUUCCAGUCAAAACCCAGCAGGAUAGGCUUAUUUUUAGAAAAUGUUGCUUUAGUAUGUAGAGGACACGAUAAACAAAGACUGCUUUGUCCACCGGGGGGUGCUAAAGUUGACGCAAACCAAAAGUUCCUCACAGGAGCUUUAAGUAUAGUACUGCAGUAAAUGUAUUUCACCGCUGUCCAUCAAAUUGUCAAAUUGCCAUCAAGAGCUCCUCUUUAUCAGUGACAGAGAAUGUUUUUGAUAGGGUUAGCAAUUACAGCAUGCAUUCCUCCUCCAAAACUCUCUCAUGGACUUGGAGUCUUUCCAAAAUUGAAAAAUUGAAGUCUUUGCCAAAUUGAGCUUUUUUAUGUUGGAGUAUGUUUAUCGAUCACUAGUUUUAUUCUAAUUACACCACAUUUUUUAACUUAAAAACAUAAGGAAGUCAUACAAAGCUUGAGUUGAAUACAGACAAUAAAUGUUGCAAAUUGACCACAAAGAGACAAGUUAUGCCUACAAAUAAGGUCCCUUUCCAGUCUGACAGUUCACAUGCACCUUACAUAGUAUAAGACCUGUGUUGCUUCAAUUCUAACUGUCUUGCUUUUAAAUACAGAGACAGGUAGUUUUUACAUGUCUAUGCAAAAAAAUGUGUCAUAAUCCACCCCUGUACAGCUCGUUCUUGUGUUUUUACUCCAAUUUUUGCACCACCAGUGUGAUGCAUCACAGCAGUGUUCAGCCCUCCCCUGCUUACCUGUCUGGUGAACAGUAUGGCAGUGUCCCAGUACUCCGGGUGCUUGUCACUGUGCUUAUUCAACUUCUUCUGCCAGGAGCAGAAGUUGCGCAGAGUCAGAGCUGCGUUGCCGGAAACCUUCGGUCCCUUGUCAGCUUCAUUUAUCACCAUGAAGCCCACCACCACUAUGUUUAUAGAGUUGAGAAUGCUGGGGUGCUUGUAAAGCCGGGCUGCUACUGACAUCAGGGUCAAGAGGUAAUGUUUCAGGUCAUCCCCGUGAAAUUUGGCCAUAGAUUCAUCUGCCACCACCAAAACCUCCACAAACCUGGGGAUGGAAGCGAAUCUCUUGGACCUGCCCAAACUUUUCAGCACAGUUUCAGUUAAACCAUCCAUCUCUACCUCACUCAUGUGUCUGUAUUUCUCCAAGGACACGUUGAAGUUGGGGUCAGGUGUAACUCCACACCUGCUGGUGAUGUUACCGUCAGAGUGCUCAGUGCGUCCUCUUCGGCGGAUCACAUGUGUCCUGUCGAAGGAGUUUGCAGAUCCAGACGCAGCAGCUGCGUCCUCAGUCCGGCUCUGGCUAAUGAAAUAUUCCAUUCCAUGAUAGGAGAAUCCCCCAUGGAGACCUUUGCACAGGCUGAGCGCUGCGAAGGAGUCCGGGUCUGCGUUGACAUCCCCGGCAUAAAAGCAUUCCCUGAGGUCAGCAGUGGUGGAGGAGUUGGAUGCUGAUGAGGUGCUCUCAGAUAGAAGGUUGUCUGAUGCAAUAAAACCAGCAUCCGGGGUGAGGUGGAGGUAAAAAUCCUGCUUGAAUGCACUCAAUCUGAAAGUAAUGUGUCCAUCAUUCACCUGCUCCGCGCGCCGGUGCAGAUGUUUGUCGUGCUUUUGGUGAUCCACGCGGACAGGUAUGCAGAAAUCCACCUCCAUGCAAUAUGUAAGUUUUAGAUAAAGCAGAAAUUUGAUCAGAACCAUCAAAGAACCAGUGAAUAUGGCCAUCUCUGCUCCUGCUUUGCAAACUAUACUCUGUAAUUCGUCUGAAUCUGCAUGCAGAUAAAAGUUGUGCGUAAUGGCAAGGAGCGCCGCUUGUGCGUCCUCAGAAAACUGAGCAGCCUCUGCCUUGCAGCUUCAAUCCCAUGUUGCACCAAUUCCUCUCUGGCCACUGAGUCCUGUGAGCUGCUGAGCUUUAAAGACGCGCGUAAAAACCCAUGGUCGCUAUCGAGGGAAAUCUUUUUGUGUGUGCGCAAAAGAGAGAGAGCUCAUUGGUCAUGAGUCUCGAUUUGAGCUGCAGACCGCAGCCACUUGUAACUCUCCAAAUAUUAUUGUUGCUGUACAGCAUGUGUGACAGGAGCUGUAGUAUCAUCCCGCCCCCCUCCCACCGCCGGACUCACGGCGAGGCGGACUCAUAGCCUGGCAAACACACAAGAUGCAAAGGGGAAGCACGCAGAAAGUGACUGAAGUGUUUGUUUUUAUUUUUUGUCAUUAAUAUUUUGACUGUAAUUGUUCAUGUUUCAGUUGGACCAAACUGGAAAUAUAAUUAUGUCAUAUAUUAAUUUACAGUUUCCUUAACACUAUUAUAUCAACUCUUUCCCUCUCUCUAUGGAUUGUUUAAAAACAAACAUUUGGUGACAGAGACAAGAUCAUUGUUGAUCUUAAUAAGGACAUUUAAAGCAGCACAUCUUUCUGCAUGUCCUUCCAUGCAUAAGACAAUAAACUCAUUAAAGUGCACAAUUGACAUUUUCCAUGAAUAAAUACAAUCUUAGGCUCAAUUUACGUGACACCUAAGAACACAGUAUUAGGGGGGGAAAGGUUUCCAUGUUCCUAAUACGUGAUGGCUUUGAGUUUCUGAUCCAUUUUGCUGAGGACAUGGUGAAGACAAACCAUCUUAAUUAAUUGCAAUACAAAAUAUCCUAUAUAACAAUUUAUCAUAUCAUUGCAAGCAUUUUUCAAUUAACUCAUAAUGAAAUAAUGUUUUUGUUGACACACAUUGAAUCAUGAAAGCAUCAAGAAUCAAUCAAACAAACAAACAAACAAACAAAUAUUUGAUCAGAUAGAUAGAAAUCAUCCGUCCAAGUGGCAACUACUGCUACCAGAGGGCUCAUGCUUUGUAAAUGACAAUGUAAUGAAAAGGGGUCAUGAUUGCUCAUUUUAAAGUUACCAUCAUUCAUGGGUUCUAAAUAUAUAUGUCAGACUUAAAGAAAUGUCUGGUCCUUCACUUGUCUUCCAUCCACAGUUGCUCUAUGGUGCGAAACAGCAGCAGGCGAUCAGUCAGUUACUAGCUGCUAGUCAACAUCCCGAGAGCUUCAACAUAAAGCAAAUAAAAACACCAGAGAACUUAAGGCUUGUAUUUGGUCACAGCUGCCAGAGUCUCUAUAAUGUGUGAGCUGUUAUACCGACAUUAAUCUUACCGACAUUAACAAGCUGCUGAUUAUUAGCACAGAAAAAGUAAACACGAGCACUGACUGCUCUGUGUGUGGUGGACUCAGAUUGUAAACAUUAUAUGUGUGGACUCCAAGAAGUGAAAUGUGUCCAGUACAGGGAGGAAAAUAUUGUUGAAAAUGCUUUGUCUAUAUGUAAAAAGUAUUGUUUUUACACAGUGAUGUAUCCUCUGUGACAGUGAGCACAAACUCCUACCUACCUAGUCCUUUGUCUCUUUCAGUCUGUUAGUGUGUCUGUUGCUCCAUCCUGUUCCUUGGGCUUUCAUUUUAAGAUAUUCACUCUGACCUCAAUUGCAUGAGCACCUUUUUCCCCCUUUUAUUCCACAUAUUUGUUAUAAAUCAAAUACAUGAAGUAGACAGAAAACAUAGAAAUAAACAAACAACAAAAUUUGAACAGCUGUUGCAUUGUUCCUUAUUUAUUUAAAUUUUGUUGGGCAUUAAUUGAAAAGAUGAUCCUUGUUCUCUCACUCCUUAAAUAUUAUAAAACAGUUCCAAACAAGGUACCUCUGCUCAUUAUCUAUUUACUUGCUGUGGUCUGAUUUAUGUCAUUGAUGGUUAUACUUUUACACACGUGUUUAUGCCCAGCAGCCACAAUGGCUUCCACUCACAGGAGUAACAUGUUUAAGAGAAGACAGUAAACCAUCUUAGAAACACACGCAGGAUGUGUUCAUGUGAGAGUUCAUUAACAUGAUUAUCUGCAUAAAACUAUUGAGAAAAUGUGAGUGGGUUGAAGACAGCUUUAAAUUGAAAUGAAGGCAAAGAGCGACACCUCAAGUUUACGGUCGUUUCUGUUCAGCAAAGUACACGGAGACGUUUGUUUUUCUCUGGCGCCAUCUCAUGGUGACAGAGUGUAACUACAUCUUCUGGAUGAUCGUUAUUAUUUACAGUACUGACAUUCUCCUGGCACACCUCCUGGUAUCAAACUAAUUUUACAUGGAAAACGCGCAUCAAGGCUUAUGAUAAGUUACACCAGAUGUCUUUACGGAAUCUGUAACACUAUGAAUGAGUUUUUACACAGAUUUUUUUUUUAUGCAGGAUGUAAAUAUGAGUGGGAAUUUUCUGGUUUCGUUCUGUUUAUAAUUAGAUUUUAUUUUUAGGUUUAGGGCUUGAUGAGUCAUUGCUCUUUAAUUAAAGGGUUAUUUUAAUGCACAACGUUGCUUUCUUUGUAAAGGCUCUUUGGUUCACAAUAAUCAUCGUUUCUUUGUGGAUUAUGCAGCGAAAAAUAUAUUGAGUGAUGAUAUUCUUCCGAUGGUUCCACUGCUGAUGAAACAUCUCUCAGCGUGGUGGUCUGUUCAUGCACACACAGAGAGAGAGAGAGCUUUUCUCCCUCCAGCGGUGGUCUUUUGUGUGGGAAUAGAGCAGCUCGGCCUUUGGGGGUAGGCUACUCCGGGCUCUGUGGGGGCCUGCCACUCACACACCCCUCUGAAAUAACUCGAAUAGCGGGCUCCCAGCUAUGCGUAGUAUAGAUGUCCUGCCGCUGUCUUCUGGCACACUGGGUUAAUAAUAGGAGCACGGCUGUCAAGCUAUUUCAGAAGGGGGGAGUGUUGGUCUAUUCUCAUUGGAUCCGUUUUAUCUGCGAGUGUCUCGUGAAGUACGAGAGUGGGAGGAGAAUUUCCAGCAACGGAGGAUAUCAAAAAUAAACCCCCUCAUGUCAGGGAAGAGCAGAAAGUAUAAAUACCCCCGAUGUGUCCAGACUGCAGUGGUGCUGGUGAGUGGCACAACAAGACUUAGCCUGGAUAGAGGACUAGAGACGACAACUCCGACGGACUGAAGUUCAAUAUUAGUCAUACUCUGAUGACCAAGACUGACUCUACAGCACUGAAACCACUUUCGAUUUGGAGAGACUCUCUAAGAUUAUCUCUUUAUUGGAAUCGACACCCAGUUCAUAAGGACAUUAUUAAAACGAACUUUUACAAUUUUUGGUUGCAAUUCAACUUUUAGAAGAUGUGUUCAACUCUGUGUUUUGUCUUUUUACUCCUGCGCGUAAUAAACGCGGCACUCUCCACUCCAUUUGAGUCAGAGGAUGUUGUACCUGUUCGGGUAAAUGGAAGACUCAGAGGUCGCUUUUGGAAAAGGAGUGAGGAGCAGCCGAGAUUUAUCCUCAGCGCAUUUGGCAAAGACAUGACUCUAAAUCUCUUUCCUGAUACCGCCUUUAUCGCACCUUCCUUCACUAUACAGCGCAUCAAAGCCAGAGAUGUGGGUGCUUUACGCGGCGCUUCAGGUGGCCAACCUGCCAUGGGUCUCCGGACUUUGAUGAACCAGACCGCGGAGAGUGAGGGACAUCUCAGAAGCUGUUUUUACUCUGGAAACGUGGAUCACGAUCAGAACUCUGUUGUGUCUGUCAGCUUGUGUUCGGGCAUCUUUGGCUCCUUCAUAACGGAGGGUAAAGAGUAUCUAAUUGCGCCCAAACUUGGAGGCAGCCUGGGGCCAGACUCUGCAGAGCAGCAGCAUGUGAUCAAGAGGAGGACAUUCACUCCAAGCAAAGGUGUCCCCCUCCUGUUUGAUCACGCGGCAUUGGACAGCCGAGUGGAUAGGCAAGAGGAGGAAAAUUUUACGCACAGCGACAAUGACGCACGGAGGGAACCUCGCCGGAGACGCUUUGUUUCCGCGCCACGGUUCAUUGAAACCCUGGUGGUGGCAGACUCAACCAUGACCCACUUCUAUGGAGAUGAAAUAAAGGUCAGACAUGAUGAACUCAUUCUUUCCUGCACACACUGUUAAUAUUUGACACAGCAUAGAUGAAUUAGGAAGAUUAGACCGGGUUCGUGUUUUGAUUGGGGAAAAAAAACCCUGCUGAAGACGUCAUCUUUUUCCCUCUAAAUUUUCCCUUAUCCUGUCUUAAGGGAUUUACAGCCCAGAAAAUUACUCUGAGGAAUUAGCUGUUUCAUAAAAACAUGUUUUGGCAGAGAAAGAGCAUGGGAGGAAGUUAGUGUGCUCCCUGUUUUCCACAGAAGAAGGUCAGGCAAAAGAAAUGCAGAAAAUGCUGGAGCACAUUCCUCAGGACUUGGACACGAUUUGGCAGCAGAUCCUCAGCAUCAUGCAGGGAAGAUUCACAAGGCUUACAAUAUCCAUCUGAUGCUACUUUGACUCAGUUUUAAGAAUUCAUUAUAUUGCUGUUUCCUGUAAGAAAAUCCAACAUUUAAAAUGAACAAAAUAUGAUGGACACCGAUCUUAUGUAAAGAUACAUAUAAAUAUCCAUCCUGUGUUAUUCUGGAGCUAAAAUUCCUAAAAAAGGAAGACCGUUUAUGAUCUUGGCACAGUCUGAAGCAGCCAAAUUCUUGUCUGUUUGUACUUAACAAGCUCCUCAGCUGCCAGACUCUACUCUUGUGAGGAGUAAAAAAGUAAAGUAAGGCCAUACAAAGAGAGGACAAACUGAUCAACUUUAUAUCCCUGUUUUAUUCUGAAUCACGUCUCUUUCCCUGUAAGUGGGGGCAGUUUUAGUGGUUUGGAGGUCUCAGGCUGAAACCAAUAAGUAUCUGUGUGUGUGUGUGUGUGUGUGUGUGUGUGUGUGUGUGUGUGUGUGUGUGUGUGUGUGUGUGUGUGUGUGUGUGUGUUCAGCGUGUGUGUGCAACACAUGUGGAAAAAACUGUUUUAUGUGGGAAAAUUAUCCCUCCCAAGAAAAAGUGAGUUCAGCACAGCUGAUGGAAGACUUUACAAUACACAUCAUGGCACAACCCUCCCACAUUCACAGUGAUUUACCAGCACUCCACUAAAACACAACAUCUUGACAGCCCUGUGGAAAAGCUGCACGUCACUUCCAUGACACAAUCACCGACCAAAAAAAGCACAGGGAUGAAGCUUUUUAUAGUAAUGUGUCAUUUUACUCAAGAUGUUGAAAUAAGCGAGGACUUAAAUAAAGCCUCUAAACUGAAGCUGUUGGUGAAAAUACGUUUGUGUUAAACAAGUGUUCGAAAAUCUUGGCUUAUACUUCAUCCUACAGAGGUUUGCAAACACAAUAUUAUUAGUCGGAAAAAUACAGGUGGCCUCAGACUUCUGUUAUGACUGGUCACAUCUGCUAUUCUCAUUUCCUUUAAGGGCAACAGGAUAUUUAUUGGGCCAGAAGGAGAUUUCAGGUCAAUUUCUUAAGGGGGAAAACCCUCCUACCUGCUUUGGCACACAGAUUAAUCAAAUAAAUAAUAAAAAAUAUUCAUUCUUGGACCGUAUUGUGUAAUUUUUUUGGUUAAAGGUGCAGUUUGACAAUAUUUAACCAUGUCUUGUAGAACAGAUUUGGUAGAAAUGGAUGAUAACUAUUGUAAGUAUGUUUAGAUUAGUGGUUAACAACCUGAAUAUGAAUGUUUUGGGGGUCUUUACAUCCACAAAAGAUCAUGUCUCUUUCUAUGAAGGCCGCAAUCUUGCUCACCAUGUUUCUACACUGGCACAGAAGGGACCAACCACGAGCAUAGACUUGAAAUGCAUCAACUAGAAGACAGAAGAUAAAGAGAGUGGUUGGUGGUCGAAAAAUAAUUCUUAUCAUGCAUCAGCUUCAGAGGCCACACUCACUUCAGCAAUCACUUUUCUGCAGGAGUCAUAAAUCUUACUAAGCUCCCAGUUUUAGUUUAGUGCACAGUGUCUGUGAUAUGAAGCACAGGUCAGUUUUAUCCGAGGUGUAGACAUCUUGGUUAUUAGCUGAUUUAUGAUUGCAAAAUAUCAGUGUUAGGCAGGAAUACAGCACAAUAUCAAGCAAAAAAAGCUACCAGCACUGCAUGCCCCGAACAUUCUCACUCUCAGCCUUGUCUUUUUAGUCAUCCCAUAGUGUGUCUUUGAGCUGUCCAAGCUGUUUCAUGUACAGUUCCUUCUCACAUAAGUCAAUGUUUUUAAAGUUUUGCACUGUCUCUCCUCCUCUUCCUCCUCAGCACUACAUUCUGACCCUGAUGUCGAUGGCCGCUCAGCUGUACAAACACCCCAGCAUUAAGAACUCUGUAAACAUUGUGUUGGUGAAGAUGCUGGUGGUGGAGGAUGAGGAGGUCGGCCCUGAGGUUUCAAGCAACGGAGGCGUGGCUCUGAGGAACUUCUGCUCCUGGCAGCAGCUCUUCAACCCCCCAAGCCAGAGACAUCCAGAACACUAUGACACGGCCAUGCUCUUCACCAGAGAGGUGAGCAACAAGUACAGACCUGGUUCAAGUUCUUACAAAACUGCCAAAUAGCCUGUGGAGAUUCCUGCCAUAAAACAUAGCAUCAUCUGCUUGUAGUGUUUCAGGCAUCAAUCAAAGUUCAGAUUAAAGAUACUUGUUUGUGUGUUUCUCUGCAUCAGUGAUAUGACAACAGUAGUGGCCCAAGAACUGAUCCUUGGGGAACACCAUAUUAUAUAUAAAGAGAGACAGUAGUGUCGUGCUUUUUCACAUUCAUUUAAGAUCACCAAGUGCUGUUUUUAUACUAUCAAUGGUUAAACGCCUGACAAACACCAAAGAAAUAUCAACUCGCUUUAGCUUUGCAAGGUGUGUCACCAAUAUCUACCAAUUUGUUUGGUUGUCUGCCUGAACUGCCUCAUCUUUAUAGCAUAAACUCUUUUUUAAACUCUCCUUAAAGACAUUCACAAGUCAAAAAACUUGGAAGUGUUAAGUCUGUCCCAAGUUUGCCCCCAAGUAGUUAAGCCCCGCCCCCUGAAAAAUAAUGAUGUACUUUUUUGAUGGCUCUUGGGACAGACUGGAGUCGUAAACUUUUUUACAACAAGCAAGUUUUAAAUACCACUGAAAGCCACAACAACUUAAUAAGGACCUCAAUAAAUCAAACAUGUGUUAUUUCAUAUUGUUGUGGACUCACGCCUUCAAAUUACCAAAGAGCUAAAAAAAAAAAAAAACUGAGUCAUCAGGCUGUCAUCUGGUUCUCCUCUCAGUUUGUUUCAAGUUGAGUCUUACUUCUGGUCACUGUUAUCUUAGGACUGUUUUGUGCACAAAUGAAACUCAUCAAGGUUGUUAAUUUAUACGAAAAGGAAGUCCACUUACUCAUGUUGUCUGGUGUAUUUUUGCUCCAUUGAGUCGGCAAUACUCAAGAAAGGAUGAGUCACCAAUGAAGCACGGCUGGAAUUCAGUCCAGCUGCGGUACAAAAUGUGGUUUCAGAAGCUGCAGACUCGACCGCACAACAAUUACUUGAAACCAAAGUGCCUUUGAGUAAAACAGGUGCAAUUUGGGUAAAGUGUGUGGGGCCUCAGCUGGAAAUCAACACCCCAGCUGAGUGAUUUUUUAGAUACACUAGUUUGAGACGAAAGAAGGGGAUGAAAAAGGAGGAAAUUCAGGGAAGCCUUUUUAGCCCUAAGGGUGAGUUAAGGUGCUGAAAAAGGAUCUACAAGAUGGAAUAGUUGUAAUCUUUCCCAAGCGGGGUGAAUGUCAACAGAGAACAAACAAACUGUGCUUUAUGGAUGCUUCAACAGGAAAUAAGUCCACGAGUCCUUAGGGUUCUUGUUUUGAUUGGCUUGUUCUGCUGUAUUUGGCUGCCGUCCUCCCUCUGGUAUGUGCACGUUGACAAGGUGUUAGCAGACAAUACAUUAGGCGAGAAACCUCUCUAUUAUUACGCUUUUAUAGCUCAGUGCAUUGCUGUUCGUAGCGUGAUUGAUGGCAGGUUUGGUAUUUAUCCGCCUACUGAAUGACGUAAGCAUGUAAAUCUGACCCUAGUUUGGGGAAAUGAUGAAUACAGCAUAUGGGGUUUUUGCAGACUUGUUGCAGCGGCUUUCAAUCGGGGGAAACCAUCAUUCACACAAACCUGGUUUAUGUGUGUUUUUCCAUUUCCGCAGAGACAUGCUUUGAAACGUUGAGGACAGAAGGCUCCUCUUGGAUGAGCUAACUUUAGUGCCCCCACUCUAAAUGGUCAGGGUUUGAGUGUGCGGCAGGGUCAGGGUUGAAAUGUGUGCCAUGUCUGCCACAGUCAUAAGAGAAGGCUGCUGCUACUACUGCCUGUUGUGAAACUCUAAACUAACCCUCUGUUUCUUGUAGUGGAAACAUUUUUCUCAUGCAUUUUUUGUGGUCUCCUUCUCUAUUUGUGUCGUUGCACAUCUGCUUGCAAAUGCAAAACUGAAGAUAAUGCUGUGACCCUUACACUUUACCUUUUGUCAGUUCGUCUGCACACAUGACUGAUGGAGGCUAUUGUGGAACAAGGUGUACAAACACACGCUGAGCUGUGUUUAAACGGCAGCUCCAGGUCCAGAUGUGUUUCCAAUCACAGAGGACUCUGCCUUGUGGUUUUUGAGGCUGAGUCGAGGCCACAGAUGCGUCUAUCCCCAUCCUAAACUGCUAAGCCUCUCCUUAAGUGGGGAAACAUUUCUAAUACAAAACACUGUUCAUUUUACCACCUCCUAGCUCUGGACGGUGCGUGCUGAGAAUAUUUAUUUGCUUUGUUUUAUGAUGGAAACACUGAACAACAUGUUUUUGAUUUGUUCUCCCAAAAAUGGCAGAAAAACAAGUUGACGUAAAUAGAUGGUGAAGGUCUACAGUCCGACUUGAUUAAUAAAACAGUCACUCAGAGCUGCCCAUACACUCCCUAAAUUUGCUCCGACAGGAUAAUGGCUUUAACUCUUUCAUAGUGCACCCAAACAACUGAUCAUGAAUGGUAGAUUACUGUAAAGUCUGUCACUGGAGGAUUGCUCAAUACUUCCCUGAUCAUUUAUGAUAAUAGCCUAACUGUAACCAAUUUGAACUAAGUACUUGAAUUGGAUUAAAUACAAGAAUGUAUUUUCUUUGUUAGACUCAUGUGGCUCGUGUUAGUCGGCUUUUGUUCCAGUGGCACGAGUUGAUUUGAGUUGGUAUGUCAGUGUUGGUAUUUGGUAUGCUGCUGUGGCUCUGUUGUUUUAUGGCGCAUAAAAAUAGUCUGUGUCUUCUCUCUCUCACUGGCAGAUACCACUCUGCAAAUGUACACAUCAUUUCUCACUGUUAUACUGUACCUCACUGCUCACCAUCAUGUGCUGCUGUGUCUGUGAUCUGAAACUAAUGUUAUACACUGACGGUUAAGUAGCUGGUAUGUCACUUUGCCUUGUGGUUAUGCAUGUACUUUUGUGGGUACAUGCAUAAUCAUGUACCCCUAACCCUCUUAGAUUACAUAGAAGAAACCAAAUGGAUCGAGACCAGGGCUAUCAAAUGAAUAAUGCAUUUAGUCCUGGUAAAUUUAAUUAAAUGUUAAAGAUUCUGUUAUUUUACUUAUGAAGCAGUUUUAAGUCCGUAUUAAGAAUGCCAAGCAGUUCUUGUUCAGUGAUGUUAUUUGGGAAUCUAAUUAUGAUAUUAUCCUGACUAUUAGAUUUCUCAUUUGAAUAAAUGCUGCACUGCUACACCAGCGUUAUCUGAAAUCAGAUAACAGAUACAAAUAACUGUAGGGUGAAGAACAGCUUCAGCAACUUUAUUCCAAAAUUGUGCUCAGUUUUCUGACAUUGUUUUGACUAGCUAUAACUGUUUGCUUUGCACAUACAUGUUAGCUCAAACUCAAAGUACCUCAGUGAUAUUUUAGUUUGAAUUUAAAGUCCAAAUUACUUUUGACUUGUCAACUGAGCUGUCUGGGAGUAUUUUUAGCACGAAAUGUGCACACAAUCUGUGUGGCACACAGUAACAAACUCACUCAAAGAUGGAAGAUUGUGAUCUAAACAACAGUGACAAAGCUUUUAUUAUGCUACAUGCUCAAUGAUUUAAAUGAUUUUACUCUGUACUAAUAGUAUACCAGACAAAAAUCAACAUUACAACAACAAUGCUAAUCACCCAACAAUUUGGGGCUUUCAUUAGACCUGGAGUAAUCCGGUUUCUGUUUUUUCCGUGUCUGUAUUGCAGAACAUAUGUGGACAGAGAAGCUGCGACACACUGGGUGUGGCCGAUGUUGGGACAAUGUGUGACCCCAAGAGAAGCUGCUCAGUCAUCGAGGAUAACGGACUGCAAGCUGCCUUCACAGCAGCACACGAGCUCGGUUAGUGCACAGGUUUAUCUUAUCUUAUGAGUGGGCUGUCAUGGGUGUCAGUUAUGAAAUGAUAAUAACAAUCAUAAAACCUUGGGGUAAGAAUCAUAUACCGCCUGUAAAUUAUUUGGCUUAGUCAUCUUUUUUAUUACUCUUAAUCACGGAUUGAAUCAGCACAAUGGAUGUAGUGCACAUGGCAGCUAUUUCCUAAACCACGUGGUGCUGCUACAUUAAGGUUUGCAGGUAGUUUAAAAACACAAAUAUUAUGUUCUUCCUCAUUUACAACAAAUACUGCAAUGUUACGAAGUACUAUAUGUAUGCAAAGUUUCAAAUCACAAGAUAAUGGUAUUUUGUCAUAAUCCUGGAUAAUAGUAAAUUGCAAACAGCUCAAAUAUCGGACAGGUGCAAGAUUUACUCAAAUUCUUAAAAUCACACGAAGCUAUUAAAGAGGUUUAGAGGUCAAGUUUAGGCCAGUCUCCUUUUUUUUUCACUAUGCAUAGUUUUUAAGUCCAUUAACAUAGAUCUGUGCUCUGACUGUCCCCAUGACCUCAAGUCCAAAGCACUUCUCACCAACUCUUAUUAGACCACUAAUGUAAUCCCACUGCACUGUCUUUCCUUUGUCAGGAGUCUGUUUUGAAACUCUCUGCAUGCUUUGCUUUCUUUCAGUGAUGUUCUACAAGACAAACAUGAAAUAUCUGAUUGAAAUCAUGUCUUAGCAUCAGUUGCAGCUCUAGACUUGAGACUUUGACCUUGCAAAAACAAGUGUGGUUAGUUUUUCCACCAUGCAGACCAGCAAUGUUGUUGUUGGCAAAGCUGGUAUCAAAAAUCCCAUCCCUUCUUGAUUCUGAUUGGCCAGUGAUGUAGAAGUCCCAUCGAUGAGUAUGAAAGUCUUCCAAAAGUUGAAGUGUUUUUGACUGAAGUUCUGUGAGUGCAAAAAAAACCCAACUUAAAUCUGUUUUUGCACUUAAGGUCACUGAGCGUUGAAAAGACGGAAAUGCGUUUAGUUUGAAUAGAAAACAAGUGCUGCCAGUGCAAAAAGCUGUGAUGGUGGGCAAAAGUCCUGAGGCAAAGAUUCGAGCGAUUCCUCAAAUUUCCCUUAAGAGUGCAGAAUUUGCACACCUUGGAUACAGCAUUACAGGAGCAGACAGCAUUUAAGCUUUUCAGCCUUAUUUUGGCUGAACAAAAUAGGCACCUUGUCAAUAUAGUGAAUAAUUAUUGCAUCCUUUUCCUCUGCAGGUCAUGUGUUAAGUAUGCCUCAUGAUGACUCUAAGACCUGUGAAAAGCUGUUCGGGGAUCUGGGAGGACAUUACCUGAUGGCUCCUCUAUUUGUCAGCCUUAACAAGACGGCGCCAUGGUCUCCCUGCAGUGCUCUCUACAUCACGGAGUUCUUUGACAACGGACACGGUAGGAAAUACAUCAGGUUCACUUGAAUGACACUGUGGAUAAAUCAUGAAGUGAGAAGCCCUGUAGUGGCUGUUUGCCAAUAUGGACGUCUGCCACGACACUGUGGCUCCGUCAUUAAAGCUGAUUCACAGAUGAAUAAAACAUACUGGUAGACCUCUUGUGCUCUAAUGAUGGCUUUCCUGCUUAAACAUGUUGCUGCCCUGGAAUUAUGGGUUAUACGGAUGGUUAAUCUUGCCCUAGAUUUCCACAUCUUCUCUUUCCAAAUCCUCUUCUCCCAUCCUGUUUCUUUGUCCUUGCCUCACCCUCAGUUUUUCGUGUUUUGCAUCUUGCAUUGUUUGUAGCCUUGCAAGACCUAUCAGUGAACUGUCUUUUCCAAUGAGUCAUAUGAUGGACUUCUUCCUGUUCUUCACCUCCUUGGCCAAGAGCAACAGCUGGUGUCAGCAGAAUGUGUUCUUUAUCAGUCGGGGAAAAGCCUCCGGCUGAAAACAAAUUUGGUAGAGGAUGCUGAUUCCAAGCUAUAGACGUCAUAGACGACUGUAGACAAAAAACUUAUUGAAUAUAAAAAAACAAUCAUUGGCGGAAUGAUGUAGAAGUUCGGAUUUAGAAAAGCUGUUGAAAGUCCAGAUUUGGAGCAUGAGGCGGCCUGUAAAACUGCACCCUAUUAGUGAAAUUUAAUAAUUAUAUUUAUAGUCUGGACACAGCUUGACCUGAAUAUUUUUCAUCUGUUGUCAUGUCACACAUAAGGAGCAACACAUUUAGAAAAGUCUGUGCCAAAAUCUCCAUAAAUCACAAACUUAUCAGCCUCAUAAAAUGUCAUUUUCUGUUGUAAUCGUAGGGGACUGCCUGCUGGACGUCCCGGAGAACACCAUGUCAUUGCCCAAAGAGCUGCCAGGCACCAAGUACAGUCUGGACCAGCAGUGCCAGCAGAUCUUUGGAGAGGAGUUCAUCCACUGUCCCAACACCUCUGACAGUGAUAUCUGCAGUCAGCUGUGGUGUCAGGAGGAUGGGACCAUGCAGUGCUCCACCAAGAACGGCAGCUUGCCCUGGGCUGACGGUACCUCCUGUGGCCUCAAUGGGACCUGCCUUCAUGGAGAGUGCAUGCCCACCCAGGAGGUGAUGGAGCCACUGGUAAGGCUGCUUCUCUUGAUCAUUUCUUGAGUACCUCUCAGACAUGCACAAAGUUUGAGAUAAAGUCUUUAAAUUACCCGGGUGAGAGUUAUGUGUAAAGACAAACACUUUUCAGCAGGUUUGUCAUCUUCUGUAGUGGCGACAGUCCACCAGGAGUGAUUCAGAAACUCAUUGAAACUGCUGCCUGCCUGACAUCUGUAUGAUAAAAUCAUUCUCUGUGUGCAGGUUGCUGGAUGUGGUUCUUGUUUACAAGGCAAAAAAGCACACCUCUGCACAAAGAUGUGAGCAGCUAGAGAGAGAGAGAGGGACAGGAGAAAUAAUCAUUUUUAUCAAAGGUCAUUGACUAUCAUCUCUAUAGAUUUUAGCAAUAAUCUGCCCUGUUUACAACCAUAAAUGCGUUCUUUCUUCUUUACCUGCUCUCAGAGUGCUCUGAUACUCUAAUCUGUAUUAGUUACAAACAGGAUAAAGGCAGGUUUUUUUGCAUUGCCUGACAAACAGUAUUUUCUCAAUGAUUUUGUGCUGGGUCUGGGCCGGUGUUCUGUUUAGUUUUUCCACUUGGUUGAAAAAAAAGCUGCUGGAGCACACAUGGAAAUCACACUUUUGCUCUAUUUAUUAAAGUCUCGGGUCAUAAAUAAACAGGGAUACAUGUACUUUAAGAAUAAGGCAGCAUGGGUCAGUAACCUAAUAUGAGACUUUUAUUAGGUGGAGUGUAAUUUAGUGCACCAAUAUCCAUUAAUACACUCACUUUAUAUCACACCACCAACCCCACUCUCCAUUUGUACUGUCAGAGAUGUAGACGUGUGUUUUGAUACUCUAUUUCUGAUUCCAUCAUAAAGAUUUGAAGAGAGGCUUACCUCCUGAGGCUGACGUCCUCUAUCAAAUAAUAGCUCAGCAUAUGCGCAGUACCACUUAGUAUUUCCAAUGGAGGUAUACCUCUAUUCCUUAUUAUAUUUCCUUGAAACCCAAAGGGGAGGCACAUAAAAGAAUGAAAAACAAUGUCAAAGGUAGUGAGAAUGUCUCGUAUUCUCUUCCCCCCUCCAGUAGUGUAUGUCAUUAAUCUGUUGAUAUUGUGGACACGUCCCAUUACUCAUCACGUUGACACAAAGAUUAAAAAAUGUUGCUCAAGCCCAUGUGUAAAAAUGUAAAGUUUAUAACAAACAUUCACAAUAACACAGCAGUGGAUCAAUAAUCAGAGACAUCUUCUGGGGGUUGAGAGGGAAAUAAAAACAAAGAGGUCAAGACUGAAGGUGAAUUAAAACUUAUGGAAGAGUUAUGUUGUGGGAUCAGUACCUGUAAUCAUAGUUGGGGUUAGGUAUCUCCCAAAAACCCCUGUAUCUGCCUGACAGUAGAGACUUCCUGCUGAAAUAAGAGCCCCUGAAAUUUUCCAGAGUGCAUGUCUAUAAACAGCUUUAGUGAAAGCAGGUUGAAGGAAAGCUGAGUUUUCUUUUUUAUUGUCUCUGUUUGUGAUUGUUUUUAGCAUUUAAAUGAAUCCCAGAGACCCUCAGCUUUUGUUCUAUGUGUAAAUUCACAUGUACUUGGCAAAUCUGCUGACUGGCAUGUUUUCAAUGGCGUUAAUUGAAAAAAUAUUAAGAUUUUAGUUCAAGUUCAGUUUUGACCCCGAUGACAGCAGUGGAAAAACACUGUGAUUUGAUCAAAAGCUGCAGAGCGUUCAGGAAGUAAGGACGACAGUUUACACACUGGACACUGUUGCUUCCUAUUGUUUGAAAUGUAAUUAUGUGAAUCAGCUUAAGAUGUCUUUAAUUCAGUUUCUUGAUUAGAUCAACAAAGAAAUAUAAAACAUCCUACAGUAAUCAGCUGUUUAAGGACAAAAACCUUUGAAAUUUACUGAUUUACGAAAAAUGCUGUCAGGUUUGCAUCACGUUAGAGGUCAUAAUUUCUGAGCUUGGAUUAAAAAUACACAGUACACUGUAAUAUCCUGAAAACCUUUAAGGUGAACUCUGGUCAGUGUCUCAGUUUGUACAUGUUUGAUCGCUUUAAGUUCUGCUCCUUGUGUUGUUUGGAUCAGAAGUGCAUGAAUGAAGCAUGGAGGGUAAAAGUACAGAUCACAGCGUUAUUGGAUUCUGCUUAGUUUAAUUCCAGCUGCUACUCGAUGCCUUUUUAUAUUUCCUUUAAGAACAUUUAUACAUCUUAGUGUUUCAUUUCAGCUCGGUUGCCUUGAUAUCUUCUCCUUGUGUUAUGAUCACACAUCUGUUUAUGAAGCCAGACGUGCUGGCAGCUGGAACAUUAGCUGAUCCAAACUCGUAAAAACUUCUGGAAAGGACACCCAAUCUGGCAACUGCACAAACACACACACACGCUCACUUUAAAUUCUGCUUUACAAAGCUGCAGCAGGGCAGCUUCUACUAGUGGUGAGUGACACAUGUGGCAGGAAUGUGGGUAGAGGCAGACAGCAGGCGCGUGCCGAACUUCAACACAGAUUUAGCCCCGAGUGUCGGCCCGCCAACACACUGUGCGGCCUCAAACCCAGAAGCCAGACUGCGGUCGAGGCUACACAGCUGAGAUUGCCUUUGGCGCUGAGCUCUAACCAACCACUCUGACUGCUCUUUUCUUGCUGUGUUUGACCACAGGUGGUUGUGGACGGCGGCUGGAGUGAGUGGGGAGCGUGGCAGCAGUGCUCCAGAACAUGUGGAGGAGGGGUGGAGUUCUCCUACAGGGAGUGCACUGACCCGGUGCCUCAGAACGGAGGGAAGUACUGUGAGGGACAGAGGGUUCAGUACCAGUCCUGUAACACACAGCCCUGUGACAACAACCAAGGUGAGAGCCAGCAGAAGGAAAGAAGGAAGGAGUUUUUAUCAAUUUCUUACCUAAUCAAUCAAACACAUUCAGAGACAAAUUAUUGACGUGAACAAGAAAAAUGAAUCAAAGAAGGAAGAUUGUUCACAUUUUCUUGAUUUGACAAAUUUUAACUUUAUUCUGAUGCAAAGUUAAACCAUAUAUACUACACUUGUGAAUUCAUAUUGUGUUCAGGAGAGUCUUGGUAACUGAGUUGUAGCCCAACAGGAACACCUUUAUUUAGCAACAAUAUCACAGAUACUAAAAGAUCUGCUGGAAAACACAGUGUUAACAUUUCAUCUGCAUGACAAAAGAGGGGUUGUUGUUUUAGCAAAAUGAUUACAGAGUCGUAUAAAACAGACAAAAUACAAUGGUAUUUUAAAGUAAUCCAAUGAAUUUGGCUUUAUUACUGGUAUUUUGAAAUAAUCAGCAUUGGCUGAUGCCUGUGCUCAAACAAUAUCUUGAGACACUGCAGGCAGCCCCAGCAGUGGGACUGCUGUUGAGGGAUGUUAACAUCUCCCUGAUUAAUAACAGUUUGUUUUUUCCAUAAAUGACAGCAUGUCAAAUCUAGAAGAGUCUCUGGCUGAUGUUCAAUAUGAUUGCUGUUAUGAUGUAAAAACUAAUGUAGUUUACUAUCAUGUGUUCUGAAAUCUGCAGCAUGAUCAAGUGUAUUUUUCUACUUUAUGAAUGAAGCAAUAAUCAUACAUGUUACAGGCUAAAUUAAUCAAGUUUUUACAAUACUAGAUUGUAAUGUGCAAGGCAUAAUGGGUUCUAUCUUAACAAAGCUUUUGUAUUUUUUUAUCAAAUCUAAAAAAAAACAUGAUAUUGUACCUAAAUAUUCUGAAUUUUAACCAACCUUCUAAGUAUUGGCAUCAGCUGUUUAAAAAACAAUACUGAGUAUUGACUCUCCACCCACUGACAAAUUGGAUUCUGCUAUUGCUGUCGAAACUUCAUCAGACAUGUUACGACUUAUGCACUUGAAACUCUCAGGAAAAGCCUACAUCAUGCUUUCCAUAAAAGGGAGUCUUCAUGUAGUAUCGACUCAUGAACAGAGCAAACACGAUGCCUUUUCAAUACACCAUUUCAACCUGAUUUUGCUUUAUUAAAAAAUUAUUUUUCUUUCAGCACAGCUUCAGAGGUACCUCCGACCUGAACUGUACUGAAUAUACCAAACAAGGAAGCAAAUAAACCUUCUCCAAACUGCACUAGAUUUUUAGCUGCUAUUAAGCUGUACAGCGUGGUCAGUGGUACAUGAUGUUUGAGAAACUAACGAUGUUACUUUUAGUGUCUUAGUUGGGAAAUCCAAUCUAACUGUGACUUUGGAUAAAAGCUGGUGCUCAUAAAUCUUCUUCUAUUCCACAUUUGUUUUACAAGCCAACAUUGGCUGAAAACAAAACAUACUGCAUCCUAUACUUUCUCUUAUCAUUCUUUAUAGUGUAACAUUAAUCAUAUAAUCUUGGUAGUCCUCUGUUGAAUUCAGAAUUUAAAGACCUUAACCUUCACUCAAAACCCUUUUGUACCUUCUUAGGGAAGAGCUUCAGAGAGGAACAGUGUGAGAAAUAUAACAGCCCGAACUAUCUGGACUUCAAUGGGAACAUGAAACAGUGGAUACCGAAGUACGCUGGUGUCUCUCCCAGAGACCGGUGUAAACUGUUCUGUAGAGCCAGAGGCAGCAGUGAAUUCAAGGUGUUUGAAUCCAAGGUAUGUCCUCGCAGUAUGUACAGCUGUGGUCUUUGAUUACUGAUCUGAUGCACCUCAAUUCUGAUAAAUAAUAUUUUGGUCCAUUUGGUUCAAAUGUGAUUCAUUUUGAUGUUUUAAACUCACUUAUACCUGACAGUACAUUAUUUUUGAUGAUCAAAGUUUAGCUGUGCUACAUUGGGAAGCAGUUUGAAGAGUUAAUGUUAGCGUAAUGACCAGAGUAUUAAAGGGGCUAGUGUUAGACUUGGUUGUCAUACACCCUAUGUACAGAGUACAACAGUCUAAAAAAAUAAUGUAACUUAAGUCCAUAUUUAACUUUCUUCAAAUUUUACUCACCUUAAGCUAUGACUCCACUCUGCAAAAUACUGAAAACUCUGUGUGAACUGUGAUCAGAUGCAGCUAAGCAGUUUGCAUGAUGCAGGUGAAUCUAACUGCUGCUUCAGAAUCAAUAACACUUACUUGUUGUGUCCCUAAAGGUGAUUGAUGGGACGACCUGUGGCCCCGACACUACCUCUGUGUGUGUCCAAGGUCAGUGUGUGAAGGCAGGCUGCGAUCAGGUGAUCGGCUCCAACAAGAGAGUGGAUAAGUGUGGGGUGUGUGGAGGAAGUGGACUCACCUGUAGGAAGAUCACAGGCUCCUACAACAAAGCAACGUAAGUCUGUUUACAAAGCAGAAAGAGUGUUACCAAAGAAAGUUAUUGCCUGGCUUUGUUCCUCGUCAUAUUACUCUAACUGGUAGACCAUUGCAUUAUGUUAAAAAAUACAGUUUUUUUCCCCCCUUAUAUUCAUCUCGGCUUAAAGUUUAAUACAAGCCUAACCUCUGAUUAGCAAUACAAUACAAUACAAUACAAUACAAUACAAUACAAUAUAUAAUACGAUAUAUGAUACAAUACGAUACAACACACUAUGCUGAAAUACUAUACUGUACAAUAUGAUAUUUAACAAUGAGAAGGUACCAUAUAUCAUGGCUCUUCAAAGAGGACACAAAAACAUUUUAAUUUGCCGGAUUCAUGUCAGGUAUGCCAGCAUGAGGUUUCAUGAAGCAAUGACACUGAGUCAAAUUGAAAGGGAAUAUUAAUAUUCAACAUUAGUGAUGCUAUAGCUGUAUUAAAUGAAUCUGAAUGAUUGUAUACUAUAUUUCUACACCAAUAUUUAGUCCCACACUUGGACUGAAAUCACCUGAUAUUUUUCUAAUUCCAAUUCUUUCUUCCACCAGCUAUGGAUACAGUGAUAUCGUCACGAUUCCAGUUGGAGCGACUAACAUUGACAUCAAGCAGCGCAGCAACGGCAGAGUCAAACAUGAUGGGAACUACCUUGCUGUAAAGAGAGAGAGCGGCAGCUACAUCCUCAAUGGUAACUUCUCUGUGUCCACGGUGGAGCAGGACAUUCCUGUGCUGGGUGCUGUGUUAAAGUACAGUGGCUCCUCCACCACGCUGGAGAGGAUCCAGAGCUUCAGACAGCUGGAGGAGGCCAUCACCAUCCAGAUCUUGGCUACAGCUGGAGACGCCAAUCCUCCAAAGGUCAAAUAUACCUUUUUCAUCCCCAAAGAUGUGUCUUUCAACAAGUCCAAGGAGAAGAAGGCUUCGUCACCAUCUUUGCAUAUGAUCCAUCCAUUUGGCGUGCCUGACUGGGUGCUGGGGGAGUGGUCUGAGUGUUCCAAAAGCUGCGGCUCUGGAUGGUCCAGGAGAAAUGUUGAAUGCCGGGACAACGCUGGCUUCCUCUCCAGCCUGUGUGACAAAAACCUGAAGCCCAUAGACAUCAAGGCCUGUGGGGAUCUACCCUGCCCCAUUUGGCAGAUGGGGCCUUGGUCUGCCUGCUCACGAACUUGUGGUCAGGGUGAGCGCCGUCGCAGCGUCGUCUGCAUAGACUACACUGGGAAGACUGUUGAGUCAGAGAAGUGUGAUCCAAAGAAAAUGCCAGAACCAGUCUCUGGAGAAUGUCUCAACCAAGAGUGCUUAUGAGGGACAAGAGAACAGUGAACUUUGCCAUUUUGGUCUGAUUCAACUUACUCAACAUGGAUGGAUUACAGCACAGGCACACUAGGCGCAGACUACAAAAGACACAAAAGAAACCACAUUCGACACCUAAAAUAGCUGCAAAAGAAUAAAAGAGAGACACAAAGCAAACUGCUUUUAAUGAACAUAAAAAUAUGUAAAUAAAUUAUAAAGCGAUAGAAGAUGGCCUUUUAUCUUAGAGACACCAAAAGAUGCAACAAGACCAUGAAGGAAGAGCCAGAAAGGAUCUUAAUGUGACAAUAAGAUGGAAAAUAGCCCUAAAAGGCAUGAGAAAGAGAGGAACACAAAGAGAUGAAAAAAAGAACAAAGGUAGUGCUUCACUUAAAAUGAGUACAAAUUGCACAACACAACUUUACAGAGAUCCAAGAGACAAUAACAUCCACCACAAAAUUUGAGCAGAGAUAUGCUAAUUCAGACCAAACAGCCACAGAGACACAAAACAACCACAAAAAGCAUAGAAGCUUUCAGGGCUACUCAGCAGAGCAACAUGUGACCACAAAAAAACACAAUUAUCUCAAUAAAAAGAGAAAAGAUUUCAGAACGAGUUUCUAUUUCGGUGCAAUUGGUGUCUUUUGUCUGUCUGUGCCCAGGGGCUUGUGACGAUAUUAUCCAUCCAUGUUCAUCAUGUUCACACCAUGUUACAUCCCAGGCUUUUGCCUACAUACAGUUCUGUCAUCUUUUGUUGACAUUUUACAACCACUAUUGAGAGUUGAAACAGUGUAAAUCUACCUCAGGAUGUGCAUGUGAUGCUAUGUAUAGAUGCUACAUGAAGGUGCUGUGUGUGUUUUCUCCAGAAAGAGAAGUGCUUGAGGCCCACCUCAAACUGAAAUUUUGUAUGAAGUCCGGUAUAAUCUGCAAUGUUUCUUGUUUUUUUUUUUUUUUUUAAAGUGGGGGUGGAUUAAUGGCAUGAAACCUGCUGUUGACACCAGCACAGAGUAAAUAUACCUCCAAGUGUCCUCCACAGAACUCAAACCCCAUUAAGCUUUCCUCAAGCUCUUUAUCUGUUACUGAGGUUGGUACAUAUGAUGGGGUUUUAACCCUGUGGGAAAAUGUGCUCCUGUUAGAUUUACUCCUCUCUUCCAUAGCAUACCCAUAUGAGAUAUCUGAUAAUUUUCAAAGAUGUCCUGCUUUUAUUUUAAAUAUUGGCAUUAUUGAGCUGUAGGGAAAACAAUCAAUGACUGUAAAUGUGACUAAAAUCUUUGGCUUCUGCUAUUUAGAGCCUAAUGUAAAUCAGAGCAGAUGGUUCUUUUGCUGAACCAGACAUGUAGGAUUUAUAGAAACCGAAAGAGUUUGAGUUUACACAGUGUGUAAUAUAAUUAGUGUAAAUAAUGACCCGUCAUUUAUGAUAAGGAAAACCCAUGACAGAGAACCCCCCUCUACCUUGUAGUUAAAUAGUUUGGUAGUUUAGCAGCUGCUUUAAGUGCAGAUGAGAGGAGCUGUGGUACAAAAAACUGCAAGGCAGUGAAUGCUUGUUCGAGGUGAUUUCCACACAAUCUAGGAUCUAUACUAAAAACAAUAUUGAUUUUAUUCAUUUUCAACUUUGUUUUUAUUUUAAUGCAUCAUAUGCAAACACUCACCGUUGUUUCCAGACUUCUGUAUGUAUAUUUGAUUUCUUCAUUCCUGUUGUUAAUUUACAGUAUGUUAUAAAAAAAGAUGGAGCAUUAGGCCCAAAUAUCCCUUCAGUGAAGGACCAUGCUAUUUUAUUACUACAGCUUCCUUUUUAAGCUAUUUAUUUUUGUAAAGUUUUUACCUUUUAUGUGUAAUUAACAUGGCAGAUGCUGCUGUCUUUGAGAUUUUUGUCUAUAAAAUUGUCAAAUAAACACAUUUAUGUCCAAAAAGGA